This is a messenger RNA of Cladophialophora psammophila CBS 110553, 2973 nucleotides long. RefSeq names its product adenosinetriphosphatase. Gene Ontology annotation, cellular component: spliceosomal complex; intracellular anatomical structure. Gene Ontology annotation, molecular function: RNA binding; ATP binding. Bases 1 to 2973 code for a protein of 990 amino acids. The record is from RefSeq and is a predicted model, not a curated record. Lineage: Eukaryota; Fungi; Ascomycota; Eurotiomycetes; Chaetothyriales; Herpotrichiellaceae. Gene Ontology annotation, biological process: mRNA splicing, via spliceosome. The transcript has 2 exons.
AUGGAGCGCAGUCACAGUCCAAAGAGGCGGAAACUGGCAGGAGGCUUCCAUUCUGAGCACACCGAUUCGAGCGAAGAUCUGGGUCCAUCCUUAAAGCCUCAACUUGGAUCCAAAGGCCGCUUCGCGAGAACAUCUGACAGAGGUCAUGGCCGUCUGCACCACUCAAAGCCACACCAACAAGAGUUUGAUGGCCCGGAGCCUUUCUUCAACGAUGAGGAUACUGCGGCUAUGGACCGCGACUGGUACACCGGAGACGAGUUUGGCCACACUUUUGGCGACGAGACGCACAAUCCUUUCGGUGGUGCAGAUGCUACCUGGGCAGACAAGCAACGCGAACAGGCGCGUUUGGACAAGAGGUUGGGCAAGAGAAUGACGGCCAAGGCAGCCCAGAAACAGAAGGAGGUUGACGCCUGGGAAGCCAACCGAAUGCUCACAUCCGGUGUUGCACAGAGGCGUGACCAAGUUCAAGAUUUCGACGAUGAUGACGCUGUUAGAGUGCAUCUACUGGUGCAUGACCUCAGACCCCCCUUUCUAGAUGGGAAGACCAUCUUUACAAAACAGCUCGAACCAGUGCCAGCUGUGCGGGACCCUCAGAGUGACAUGGCUGUCUUUAGUCGGAAAGGGAGCAAGGUUGUGAGAGAAAAACGUCAGCAAAAGGAGCGACAGAAACAGGCGCAGGAAGCCACAAACGUUGCCGGCACUGCUUUAGGCAAUAUAAUGGGUGUGAGGGAAGAUGAGGGUGACAGCGCUGCUGCGGUACCUGAUGAGCACAGCGGCAAAAGCAAAUUUGCAACUCAUCUCAAGAAGAGCACGGGCAGCUCCGCAUUCAGCAAAAGCAAGACAUUAAAGGAGCAAAGAGAAUAUCUGCCAGCUUUUGCCGUCAGAGAGGAGCUAAUGCGAGUCGUGCGAGACAACCAGGUCAUCAUUGUCGUUGGCCAAACCGGUUCGGGGAAAACGACACAACUGACUCAGUUCCUAUACGAAGAAGGUUACGGCAAGCAUGGCUUGAUCGGUUGUACACAACCCCGAAGAGUUGCUGCCAUGAGUGUCGCAAAGCGUGUUAGCGAGGAGAUGGAAGUCGAGUUGGGCGGACUUGUGGGGUAUGCUAUUCGUUUUGAGGACUGCACAAGCGAUGAGACGGUGAUCAAAUAUAUGACAGAUGGUGUACUGCUUAGAGAAUCCCUGACUCAACGAGAUCUAGACAAAUACUCAUGCAUCAUUAUGGACGAGGCUCACGAACGUGCUCUCAACACCGACGUCCUGAUGGGUCUGAUCAAGAAGGUUCUUGCCCGACGCAGGGACUUGAAGCUGAUUGUUACAUCUGCCACCAUGAAUUCGGAGAGGUUCUCUCGCUUUUAUGGAGGUGCGCCAGAAUUCAUCAUUCCUGGCCGCACGUUCCCCGUUGACAUUCAGUUCUCUCGUUCCCCGUGUGAGGACUAUGUUGACAGCGCCGUCAAGCAGGUCCUCUCCAUUCACGUCUCCCAGGGCACUGGCGACAUUCUCGUCUUCAUGACAGGCCAGGAGGACAUCGAAGUGACUUGCGAGUUGAUUGAAGAGAGGCUUCGCCUGCUAGUUAAUCCUCCGAAACUCGUGGUCCUGCCGAUAUAUUCUCAAAUGCCUGCAGAUCUCCAAGCCAAAAUCUUCGAUCCUGCCCCGCCCGGUGUCCGUAAGGUCAUUGUUGCCACCAACAUUGCAGAAACUUCACUGACAGUGGAUGGGAUCAUGUACGUCGUUGACUCCGGAUUCUCGAAAUUGAAAGUCUACAAUGCAAAAAUGGGUAUGGAUACGCUACAAAUCACUCCGAUCUCGCAAGCCAAUGCCUCUCAGCGGGCGGGACGCGCUGGCCGCACCGGACCCGGCAAAGCAUUUCAUCUGUACACUGAGCAAGCUUUCAAGAAUGAGUUGUACAUCCAAACGAUUCCUGAAAUCCAGCGGACGAAUCUGGCAAACACGGUUCUGCUCCUGAAGUCACUCGGUGUCAAAGAUUUAUUGGAUUUCGAUUUUAUGGAUCCUCCGCCGCAAGACACGAUCACCACCUCUCUCUUCGACCUCUGGGCCCUCGGGGCGUUGGACCACGUUGGUGACCUGACAUCGAUCGGCCGCACGAUGACUGCAUUUCCGAUGGAUCCCUCACUGGCAAAGAUGCUCAUCACAUCCUCUACGGAAUAUGGCUGCAGUGAGGAGAUGCUCACCAUUGUCAGUAUGCUCUCUGUACCAUCUGUAUUUUACAGGCCAAAAGAGAGGCAAGAAGAGUCAGACGCCGCGAGAGAAAAGUUCUUCGUGCACGAGUCAGACCAUCUAACACUUUUGCACGUGUACACCCAGUGGAAAAGUAACGGGUACAGUGAUGGCUGGUGUGUUCGGCACUUCUUACAUCCCAAAGCACUACGCCGUGCAAAAGAGAUUCGAGAGCAAUUGCACGACAUCAUGGUUGGCCUGCAAAAAAUGGAGCUCGUUUCGUGUGGAACAGACUGGGAUAUCAUACGAAAGUGCAUAUGCUCUGGAUAUUAUCACCAGGCCGCCCGUCGACGAGGGGUUGGAGAAUACAUCAACCUGCGUACUAGCGUCACAGUCCAACUCCAUCCCACCUCUGCUCUUUACGGGCUUGGAGAUCCGCCCGAUUAUGUCGUCUACCACGAACUGAUCUUGACUAGCAAAGAGUAUAUGAGUUGUGUCACAGCUGUGGACCCACAUUGGCUGGCAGACCUCGGUGGUGUCUUCUACAGCCUGAAGUCGAAGGAGUAUAGUGCUAAGGAUAAGAGGAUCAUUGAGAGUGAGUUCAAUCGUAAGAUGGAGAUCGAGAGACAAAUGGCCGAGGAUCGAGCAAGAGAGGGGAAAAGGCGCCAGGAAGAUGAAGAGAAAGAGCGACUGUUGGUUGGAAGAGCGAAAAGUGGUGCAACCAUGGUUAAGAAGAUGGGCAGCCAUGGAGUGGUCAAGAAACCGAUAGUCCCAAGGAGGCGGAUGGGGUUUUGA